This is a messenger RNA of Prorocentrum cordatum, 923 nucleotides long. Lineage: Eukaryota; Dinophyceae; Prorocentrales; Prorocentraceae. The record is from the annotation of a GenBank genome assembly.
CCCCAAGAGAGCCCCAAGACAGCCACAGACCGCCAAGACGCCCCAAGAUGGCCCCUCCGUAGCCAUUUUGGCUCAAGCGCUUUUCGGCCCGGGGCUCCGACACCUCUCGACCGAAGCUCGACGCUGCUCGCUGGGCUACUGGCGCCAUGGCCCCCCUCCGAGGCACUGGCCUGCCAGCCUGCCUAGCCCUCGCGCUGGGGCUCUACCUCCUGCCGAGCGCCUUCGUGGCGCCCGCGCCCUCGGCGCGCCCGACCGCCUCGGGGGCCACCGUGCGGGGGCAGGUGGCCCGGGCCGCGCGCGGCGGCGGAGAGUACGACGUCAGCGAUGCCGACAUCCAGGCGUUCUACGACGAGACGAUCUCGGGCAGCGGCGGCGACCCCCCGAAGGGUUCGAUCACGGCGGAGCUCAUCGUCAAGCACUUCCACGGGGUGUGGGACGACAAGGGCACGUUCACCCGCUACAGCGGCCAGUGGAAGGGUCCGCCCCCCGGGGGGAUCGGCAAGAGGGACAUCGCCGUCGGCAUCGCGGGCCUCAAGGAGCAGAUGAAGUUGGGCAAGCACGUCGUCAAGGGCGGCCCCGGGAACGACGAGACUCAGAAGGUGAUUGACGACGGAAAGGGCUGGGUCUGGCUGGCCGCCGACAUGAGCCCCGGCGGCCUGGCGGUGCAGCUGUACACCUCCGUUCCGUACGGAAAGCGCCCGCUGCUUGUCGCCAAGCGCUCCGAGGUGGACACCAUGUUCGAGAAGGUGAACUGGGGCAUUAUGGACAAGCGCAUUGACACCACCAUGGGCGGACCCCAGGUGAUCCAGCGGUGAUGGCCCACUAUACCCGCUCCGUCAUGUAUUUCGUGAGCAGGAUCUUAGUUUAAAAUGCCGCAAUGUACCCACGCCGCGGCGGUUGUACCAUCAAGGCCGAAACAAGAA